AUGGAGACUCUCACAUCAACCCUAGCCGGGCUCAACCUGGACUUGCAAGGUAUCGAGGGGAAGUCCUUUGAUGCACGCCUUGAAGAGGAAGAGAACGGCACUUAUCAAAAUUACGCCCCUCGCGCCAGAACACGCCCAUCUGUCGCCGAAACGAGACGUGAGCUGGAGGAUGAAUUCCUGAACCCAUCGCCUCGAUUUAACUCUGAAUGGUUGAAUCGUUUACAGAGGAGAUGGGAUACAUCAACGGACUACACUGACAUUUUCGAGGUUGCCGGCACGCAAACUCGGACUAUUGUCCGAUUUGAUCGCGAAGGCCUCGAAGGGCGUGUCACGGGAUAUCACGAAGUGACUGUCCCUGCUAAUAGCGCCAAUGCGAAGAACUCGACGUCUUUGCUUCGCCGGCCGGCUGGCCGUGCUGAUUUUGUAAGGGGCGCUGCGGGAUUCUUCCCGUUUGCUCCUGGCGGGUUGGAUGGCGUUGAGGCGAUUGCCGAGAUGGAGGAAACGCAGACACCAGGGGCCCCAAGUUCUGGGGGCAAGCAAGCUGGUUUGGAUCGCAUCAUUAAUUUUGGGACUGAGGGAGGCUUACUUGAAGCUGCACCUGGCUUCUCGCGCGGACUGAAGUUUGAACAGGCAAAGUCCAAAGAAGCUGCAGAGGAAGAUGAAGAAGUUGAACACACGCUUCAGGAAGAGGAUGAAAAAAUCAGUCCCGAUCUGGAUGAGACAGCUUCUGAUGUGGAAGGGGGCGUGAAAAUCGAAGAUGAGGAAUCGGACCAGGACGAAGAGGAAGAAGAUAUUGACUCGUUAUUGCCUGUUGAGUUCCCCUCUCUAGAGCCGCGUGCGCCGCUGCUCUCGACGUUGCAGAAAAAGGGCGGCAAAGAAUGGGCUCAUGUUGUGGACGUCAACAAAGAAAUCUCCAAUUUCCAUGAGCUUGUGCCGGAUAUGGCCCGCGAAUGGCCAUUCGAGCUGGAUACUUUCCAGAAGGAAGCUGUUUAUCAUCUGGAGGGCGGAGACUCGGUCUUUGUGGCUGCACAUACAUCAGCUGGUAAAACAGUCGUCGCGGAGUAUGCCAUUGCGUUGGCUGCUAAGCAUAUGACAAAGGCCAUCUACACUUCGCCCAUUAAAGCCCUCAGUAAUCAGAAGUUCCGCGACUUCAAAAAUGAAUUUGAUGAUGUUGGUAUUCUGACGGGUGAUGUUCAGAUUAACCCGGAAGCAAGCUGCCUUAUUAUGACCACUGAGAUUCUACGGAGUAUGCUUUAUCGUGGUGCAGAUCUCAUCCGAGAUGUCGAAUUUGUUAUUUUCGACGAAGUCCACUACGUGAAUGACCUUGAACGAGGUGUCGUGUGGGAAGAAGUCAUCAUUAUGCUUCCCGAGCAUGUCACCCUCAUUCUCCUCUCGGCUACAGUGCCCAAUACUCAGGAAUUCGCAUCCUGGGUGGGCCGAACAAAGAAGAAGGAUAUCUACGUUAUAUCGACAGCCAAGAGACCCGUUCCCCUUGAACACUAUCUUUGGGCUGGGAAGAACAAAUUCAAGAUUGUUGACUCCAACAAAAGGUUCCUCGAAAACAACUGGAAGGAAGCAGAUGAUAUCAUAUCAGGCAAGGACAAAAUUAAAGCCCAGAAAGCGGCCGAGGCCCAAGCACAGUCUCAAGCGAGCAGGGGUGGUCCUCAAGGACGGGGACGUGGACAAGCUCCUGCUCGAGGGGGGCCGAGAGGAAACGGACAACGCGGAGGCGGACAACAACGAGGUAGAGGCGCGCCAGCAAACCGAGGAACAGGAAAUAUUGCUCGUACGGGUAGAGGUGGCGGACGUACAACUGCCGCCCAGGACAAGACUGUCUGGGUGCAAGUUGUCCAACAUCUGCGUAAGGAAAAUCUACUGCCGGCUUGUAUUUUCGUCUUUUCGAAGAAGAGAUGCGAGCAAAAUGCCGACUCGUUGUCUAACCAAGAUUUCUGCAAUGCCUCUGAGAAGAGUCUUAUCCAUAUGACUAUCGAAAAGUCCCUCACCCGACUCAAAGUUGAAGACAGGACAUUGCCGCAGAUCCUUCGACUUCGUGAGCUACUGAGCCGAGGCAUUGCUGUUCACCAUGGUGGCCUCUUGCCAAUUAUGAAAGAAAUUGUCGAGAUUCUGUUCGCGAAAACUUUGGUCAAGGUCCUCUUCGCUACCGAGACCUUUGCCAUGGGUCUUAACCUGCCUACCCGCACAGUCGUCUUUUCUGGAUUCCGCAAGCAUGACGGCAAAAGUUUCAGAGAUCUACUGCCAGGUGAAUACACUCAAAUGGCAGGACGUGCUGGACGAAGAGGCCUCGAUAACGUUGGUUAUGUGAUUAUUGUGAACUCUGGCAAAGACGAGGCUCCCGCUGCUGGUGCUCUCAGGAAGAUGAUCCUUGGUGAUCCAACGAAACUUCGAUCACAGUUUAGGCUUACGUACAACAUGAUCUUGAACUUACUGCGGGUCGAAGCCUUGAAGAUCGAAGAAAUGAUCAAGCGAAGUUUCAGCGAGAACGCUACACAGGCCUUGCUUCCCGAACACGAGAAGCAGGUGCAAAUCUCAGAGGCCAGUUUGGAGAAGAUUAAACGAGAACCCUGCGAGAUUUGUGAUAUUGACAUUGCCACCUGCCAUGACGCAUCGGUUGAAUACGGAAAACUCACGAGCGAGCUACACCUCAAUUUACUUUCGUCACCCGUUGGCAAACGCCUUCUUAUGCCAAAGCGACUCGUUGUGUAUCGGAAGGAUGGAUCGCGAACCGCAGGUGUUAUAGUGCGAGAAGUCGGAGGCGGUCCUAACCCGGUAAUCCAAAUUCUUGAGAUAGGCAAAUUGGCCAGCAAGCGCCACCCAAGCGAGAUUCUCCCAUUCCUACCUGCGUUCCGAGGAUUCAUGAACCCCCUCCCAACCCGCGCAGCUGAUAUGACCUUGAAGGUCUUCAAGAUCCCAAUCACCGAUAUUGAAUGUGUUACCAAUACCCUUGUUAAGAUUAGUGGCCCGGCGUGGUACCUCAAUAUCAAGAAAGAGGCGGUAAAGUUCGCAGAGAAGGAGUUGUCUAAACUAUGCUCCUCAUGGACCACACCGACCUGGGAUGAGCUAGAUUGGGCCCGCAUUAAAGAAUUGCAGCUGAGGGAUAUUCUCGACAAACGCCGCGGGUUAGCGAAUAUUGCUCAGUCAUGCGACUGCUUGAAGUGCCCCGAUUUCUUGAAGCACUUCGAGAUGCAGCGUGAUGAGUGGCAGAUCAAGGAGAACAUUUCACAGCUGAAGCAGCUCAUGUCGGACCAGAACCUCCAGCUUCUUCCUGACUACGAGCAGCGUAUCCAGGUACUGAAGGACCUCGGGUUUGUCGACGAGCAGUCCCGCGUGCAGCUGAAAGGAAAGGUCGCUUGCGAGAUUCACUCCGCAGAUGAGCUGGUUUUGACAGAACUGAUUCUGGAGAACGUUCUUGCUGAAUACGAACCGGAGGAGAUAGUUGCACUCCUAUCCGCUUUUGUGUUCCAAGAAAAGACGGAAAACGUCCCAACAUUGACCCCCCGGCUGGAGAAGGGCAAGGAAGCUAUAGUUAGGAUUUCAGAGAAGGUGAACGAUGUGCAGAUCCAGCACCAGGUAAUUCAGUCUACGGAGGACAACAAUGACUUUGCCAGCCAGCCGCGGUUUGGGUUGGCAGAGGUUGUCUACGAGUGGGCCAAGGGGAUGUCGUUUAACCGGAUUACGGAUCUCACGGAUGUGAUGGAGGGGACCAUUGUGAGAACUAUUACUCGGCUUGACGAAACUUGCCGGGAGGUGAAGAAUGCGGCCAAGCUGGUUGGAGACCCGACGCUCUACGCGAAGAUGCAAGAAGCGCAGGAUAAGAUCAAGAGGGACGUAAUUUUUGCGGCGUCCCUCUAUAUGUAG
This is a messenger RNA of Aspergillus versicolor CBS 583.65, 3876 nucleotides long. RefSeq names its product SKI complex RNA helicase subunit SKI2. The record is from RefSeq and is a predicted model, not a curated record. Gene Ontology annotation, molecular function: ATP binding; RNA helicase activity; RNA binding. Gene Ontology annotation, biological process: nuclear-transcribed mRNA catabolic process, 3'-5' exonucleolytic nonsense-mediated decay. Lineage: Eukaryota; Fungi; Ascomycota; Eurotiomycetes; Eurotiales; Aspergillaceae. Gene Ontology annotation, cellular component: Ski complex. Bases 1 to 3876 code for a protein of 1291 amino acids. The transcript has 3 exons.